AAAAAGUUUGAGGUGGACACACAAGUAAAAGUUUGGAGAGUCGGAGUGAGGGGGUAAAAUCCAGAGAGAGAAGAUGAGCGACACAGAGGAAUCUGAGCAACCUCAGCCCGAGAGAAAAGUUAUCGCGACAGGUGUGCAGGGAACUGUGAAAUGGUUCAAUGUGCGCAAUGGAUAUGGCUUCAUCAAUAGAAAUGAUACUAAAGAGGAUGUGUUUGUUCAUCAGACUGCAAUAAAAAAGAAUAACCCAAGAAAGUUCCUCAGAAGUGUGGGGGAUGGUGAGGUUGUGGAGUUUGAUGUUGUCGAAGCAGCUAAAGGCUCAGAGGCAGCAAAUGUGACUGGUCCAGGGGGUAUACCUGUCAAAGGCAGUCGAUACGCCCCCAAUAAACGAAGAUUCCGUAGGCGCUUUUACCCCCGUAAUGCACAGCCUGCUGAAGGAGAGGAGAAAGCUGCACCAGGGCCCAUAUCUGAGGGAGAGGGCAGUGAAGAGAAAGGAGCCCCUCUGCCACGUCCUCGGCGCCAGCGUCCACGCAGAAGACCUGUUCAGCCACAAGGCGAGGGAGAAGCAGGAGAGAAGAACACGGAAGUAGAUGUUGCCCAGCAGAGGCCACCACCACGCAGGUUCAGACCUCGAUUUCGAAGGCCAUUGCGUCCUCAUCCACACCCUGGAGAGGCUCAACAGACAGUAGUCCCCACAGAAGAGCAAGAAUCGACCCCUAAAGAGAGCCAGACCAAUAGGGAGCAGACUGAAGGGCAGCCCCGGAAAUCCCGCAGACAGUUUAGUCGGCGCAGACAGAGGAAAUCGGAAUCUGGUGCCUCUAAAGAUGGAGAUGAACCUGAAAAACCUGAGUCCCCGGCUCAGGACUCCAAGCCUGCUAACGUCAAAUCCUCUUCUGAAGCUUCCCCAAAACAAUCCCUUAAAACUGAUUCACCUCCCCCCUCAGCUUCCAAUCCCUUAGAAUGAUUUCUGUGACUUGGAAGGAAUCAUGUGACCCCACCCCCCCGGCGAGAGGUGAGACUUCCUGAGCUAAAGUGAUGUGUUUUGAAGGUGGUAAAUAGUUUUGGCCUUCAAACUACAACUGCUGCUGAAAUGCAUAAGAUGUUGUCAGCUUGACCACACACUAAACUAACUUCUGAAAGGCUUAAUUUUGGAUUUUGCACCCACAAAUGAAAAUUUGCUGUUAAUUUUCAUCUUCAGGUCAUCCAAGAUCUAACUUCAGUAGAACAUUAAAGAUUUUUAGCUGAAACUAUGGUCAUU
Messenger RNA from Sinocyclocheilus rhinocerous, 1255 nucleotides. Its product is annotated as Y-box-binding protein 2-A-like. Gene Ontology annotation, molecular function: nucleic acid binding. The transcript has 9 exons. The record is from RefSeq and is a predicted model, not a curated record. NCBI's taxonomy places the organism in Eukaryota, Metazoa, Chordata, Actinopteri, Cypriniformes, Cyprinidae. The coding region runs from base 74 to 961 and encodes 295 amino acids.